GAUAACUCCGGCUAUUUAUUACAUUAUCGAUCGGAACUUCAAAAUGGCUGACACUCAAACCCGAGUUCCACAAGAUACGCACUUGGAGGACGAUAGGAGUCAUGUUGAGGGACAGUUUAUGGGUGCAACGUUACAGAUCGGAGGCGGCGGGCCCGGGGGAGAGGGCGCUGAACCAGAGGUGAAAUUCGCUGGCGGCCCUGCCCCAGGAUUCAAUCGUCAGCAGCGUCCGGGUAGUGUUUACGGACGACAGAGCGUCAAAUCAACCACCAGUCGAACGUCAAUGCGUCCGGGUGUUAUCAAGGAUGAAAAACUCGCCCAGAACUUCUUCAGUUACAAGCGUGAAAAUUCAAACUCAAACAAUUCACAACAAGCGGAGACCAAUUUUGACAAAGCAGUAUCUGUGUGUGAACAGAAAGCCAAGCCAGAACUUGAUGGAAAACGUGUUGGAGCCUGGCUGCUGACAGAAAUCGACCACUGGGAUAAUGAGCGAGAGAAGAUUGUUCUGCUGUUUGAAAAUUCUGUGAUGAUCUACAAAUACCACUUCAUACUACACAAAGUGGAGGAAUUCAAGCGCGUCCUCCUUUGGGUGGUCGACACAGUCUGCAUCGGUGACUUCAAGUAUCCCGAGAAGAGUAUUAUGCCAGAAAGGAAACAUGGCGGCAUACAGAUCCGUUGGAACAAAGGGGAAGAACCCUCGUUUGCCCAGCGCUGGAAUCCAUGGAGCACAUGUAUUCCCUUCCUCACCUUCUGUCAUCAUCCACUGCUGUACAACCCCAAGGAGAACGAGACCGUCACCUACAACGUUGACGAGUUCUACGAGUCGCUUAUCAAGGGGAUCAGUGAUGCGUACAAAUCGAAGAGACCUGCAGAGAAAGUCACUAUCUUGGAAGGCCCCAUUCUGAUAACCAGCUAUGCAAGCGUGUCGUCCAUGAUCUUCAAUCAAAGUGGACUUGGGUUUUAUUUGGACAGAAAUGGAAUCUGCUUUUGAAAGACUAAAAACAAGGCUGGAAAGAAAAACCGGCAACUUGAAAUGCUGUGUUGAUCUCCACUACUGCUAUAAAAAGGACAUUUAUCUUGAUCUCUGUUUAAAUUAAGUUGCUGAAUUUCAAGAUUUUUUCAUAGAUGUGUUUAAUAAUUGCUGUUGGUUCUAUUUAAUAAUUGACUUGAGCAAUUGUUGAAAUAUGUAAAGACAUUUAGAAAAAGAGGAACAAACUUAAAUUACACCAUUUCAGAUCUAGGGCUUCUACAGUUUUCAAUGAAAUGGCAGGAAAAUGAAAAAGAUUUUUUUGUUGGUGCAACAUGUUUUCUUUAAUCUUACUUGGGCGAGAAUAGUUAAAAUUAAGCAAACAAAUAUUGUAGAAUUUAGACGAGAGAAGAGUGAUCGCACAAGUAAAGAAUACCACCGUUCACUCCCUAAGGUUAACAGUUUAGCACAUAGACAUCCCAUUGAUGAUACAGUUUAGCACAUAGACAUCCCAUUGAUGAUAAGCAUUCCAUAGGUGUGGUUAGGUGGUGCACAUUAGGUGCAUGCAACAUGUUAGCAAUAUUGUGCCAUUGUAUUCUUUCAAAACGGGCGAAUUCCUGUCAAAACCAACUGAUUGUUCAAUUAAAAAACAACAAUAGAUAAAUAAACCACUGAUGAUUUAAUUAAUACAUUACCAAACAUGUAAUACCGGUAAGCUUCUUUUAAGUAAUUUUAAUAUUUAAUUUUUUAUAAUUAUAAUACCAUCCUUUAAAACAAUCUCCUUUGUCAAACAGAUUUUAAAGACAAAGGUCAUAAGGUAUUUAGAUAAGCCCUUUCCAGAUAAUUAGGGCUAAUUUGAGAUUAAAUCAUGAUAUGUUAUUUUUUUUUUUAAAUAUGUUCACAGCACAUAGAAUUCCAUGUUAUCAGUGAACAUUUAAUGAAACUGGUUUUGUUUUCAAUUAGCUAAUUCAGGUCCUCUCUGGGGCUCUGCCAUUUAUGGACAAUAUGUAUGUACAUAAUGUAAGCUGUGUUGCAUUAAUGUUUAUAUCACUAUACAUGGUAUGCACAGUACUGUGGCUGGUGAUAUAUAUCUUUAAAAAAUCCUUAUUUUGUUAUUUGGAUUACAUGUACUGCUUAAUUCAGUGCUGUGUUAUAACUAAACAGACUAACCAUUUAUUAAACUGUAUAAACCAUCUACUUGUGACUGUAAGGAUGAGAGGAAGCUAGCUCAGCCGAAGUCGGUAAAUGUAUUCAAAUUCAUUAGAUAAAUAACACAUCAAGUGCAAUUUUAAAGUUCAAUUAAACAAAAAGUUCAGAAAUAUCACUAUUUGUGUAUAUUUUAUCUGAUCAUGGUUAUUGUGAAUCCCAGCACGUGCCUAUUUUGUUUUAAAUUUUAAUAAUGAUAAAACAUACUUGGUAUAGAUUUAUUCUUUAUAAGCUGUAUAUAUUUGAGGCCUGAUAUGAAAUUAUUCUUUUUCAACAACCGAUACGGCAAUUUUCUUUUCAGGUAUUGCGUCAGCCAGGUUUCCUCCUAUCUAUAUAAAAGAUAACGUGAUGUCAUGCUCUCAAACUGUAUUAAUACAUAAUGUAUACUCUGUACCUACAUAAUAGAUUUAUUGUGAUGUUUGUAUAUUUAUUGAUAUUUUAGAGUUUAAAGAGAUUUAUUCAAAUUGUCAUUAUUGAAAUCCUUUAUAUGUUUAUGUCGGCUUGGUGAUCUAAGUGACCACAUCUACUUAUUAUAUUUUAUUCAAUGUAAAAAAACUCCAUGUUUAAUGACUAAAUUGUAUGUUAACUUUAAGAAUUGUUUGUUAUUGAAUGUACGCAGUCGUUUGCUGUUUAAUUACGAUAUUGUGUGUUUAACUUGAUAAGCUUUUAUUUAAUGUUCAUAAUUGUUUGCACAUAUUUGCCACCAGUGAUAAUUUGCCAACUUCAAUAUAACAUUAUAAUCCAGUGUCAUUUAUAUAACCUAGAGUAGCAGUAACACUUAUAAUGUUUUGUUUUUUUAAGUUUACUAUUUUUUUUUAUGUUCAGUUAACCUUUUAUUCUGCUGGUUUUCAAAUUCAUGCUUUGAUGCUUUUUAAACAUUUAAAUCAGUUUCAUUUCUACUUUCUUUGUGCAUAUUUAAUCAGUUUAAUUUAUCAUACCAUACAAAUAUCUAAAGUUGAAAUUUACCAAAUUGAACCUUCGCUGAGGCCACCUCAAGAUGGCUCUUCCUUCUUAUCCCUAUCCUUAAAUGUGCAUCAAGGAUGACAGUUUUAUUCAAAACAGUUAAACAGAACACAUUAGAAUUAUGGCUGAUUUAUCUUGUUUAGUUAAUUCAUUCACCCCUACAUAUUUAAACUAGACUUGCGCAGUAUUUGAUUUGGAAAGGUAGGAGGUCAAAACAUUUCCAUCUCAGCCCAACUGUUCAUAGCUGAUUACCUCACAGUCAAUUUAUCUUUAUAUAUCAAAAAUAUUGAUGUCACCCUAGUAAAAAAAAGUAACUGUUUCCUACUGAUUUGGCUAGGAAGAAUUUCUAGUUAGCUCUUUCAGUAGAGCGUAAGACAAGUAAACCAGAGGUCCUCGGUUUGACUCCAAGCAGAGGCAUUGAAUAAAAAAUGACCUCUAUCUCCUGGAAAAUGCAGUACAGUAUUAGUAGAAUCUGUCAUAAAAUAAAGCUAACAUAAUCAGCUACAGAUAAGUGAGAUCACUUAUGUUACCAAUAUGGAUCAAACAUUAACUUGUUGUGAUAUUACAUGAAUCAUAAAUAGGUAUAGUUGUAAUAUUUCAAUCUAGAUAAGAGGAUUAGAAAUGAUGCUGGAUAAAAAUUAGACAUUAACCUGUUGAAGAAAACCCAUCAUGAUUGUUGCUAUCAAAAACAUCAUGUGAUAAAACGGGAACUAUAACCAUCAGUAAAUGCUACCUUGUAUGACUUGGUAUUUCUGUAUUUUUGUUAUGUGGAUUUCACAAGACAAUCCUAUAGUAACUUUCUCAUCAUCAAUGAUUUUUAUAUUUUGCAUAAUAUCUUCCUUUACAAUCUAAUUAAUGCAUUUUAUUCCUAUCCUUAUUCAUCUCUUUGUCAUUGGCUAUGAUCAUAAAACUCAAGACAAAAGGUUUAAAGAAAAACAUUAAUCUAAAAAGAAUUCAAAUGAAAUAUGCAAAUCUAUCUCAAAAAGGAAAAUCAUUGUGACCAUAUUAAUACUCUGUAAAAAACGGGAUAAGGAUAUAUUCUAUCUUACAUACAUAGAUAUGUACAUAUAGUAACUGUUUCAUAUAAGGAUUAACCCAGCAAAAUAUAACAAUUCUUCAUAGCUAUAUAAAUAUGUUCAUAUGUCUGUGCAGUGUUAUAAUUUGAUAAACAUUAAAAUAUCUCUGGUCAUGGAUGUUAAGUCACAAUAUUAGUAGGCUGGGUGUGGAGGGGAUAGGCAAUGCUAAUAUGUAAUAAAAUCAACGUAAAAUGUAAAUUUUGUAAUAUAAAACAAAUUGCAAUGUAGCUAUGAUGUUGUUUCUAUUUAUUUGAGGGGAGAUAAUUACUCUAUUAAUCAAUUUAGGAUUUGUACUUAUAAUAGAGAGAUACUUAAUCAGAUGUAUUUAGAUCACUUUAUAUUCUCUGUGUGUUUUACAUUACAGCUGUAUCAGUUUUAUUGACGGUGUCCUGAAGUAACACCUAUCUUACAUUUCUAAGAAAACAAACCUUUUGCAAUUUGUGAAUCAACCAUGUUACUUUAGACUGGGGAAUGUUCAUUACAGAUACAUUUUGCCCUUACGAGAUUUGAUUGGAUGGUAUAUAGUAGAAAGUGUACAUAUAGCACCUUUUAUUUAUUAAACUGCUGUGAAUCAAUGAGGGAACAUUUAUUUCACUAGUGAUUGGCAAAUAUUUGAUAGAAAAUAUCCCCGUUUUGUGUCCGAUUGGCAUGCUGAUCAAUGUGGUUUAACUCUAUGGAUCGGUUCUAUGUACUGUUGUAUUAGAUCUAGCACUGCUGUCAGUAUUAGAUCUAGCACUGCUGCAAGUAUUAGAUCUAGCACUGCUGCAAGUAUUAGAUCUAGCACUGCUGUCAGUAUUAGAUUCAGCACUGCUGCCACUACAGCCUGAUGAAUAGCUUAACUAGGGGACGUAGUUGUAUAACACAGUAUAGAAAAUCAUGUUACCCUUAAGGAUGCAUGCUCCCUUUCUAAAACAAAUUCUCCUUUCCAAGAGAGUUCACCAAUAAAAUACAUGUGAAAUACAUUUGAGUAGUAUUUAGACUGUGUUGUUAUUAAAUCAUGUUGACGCAUUUCAAAUGUACAAGAAAAUGCAUGCAUGUCUGCACUAAGGUAUCAAUAGCUAACACCAAUUCAUGAAAAUGAGGGAGAUAACUCUGAAAUGAAAUAUAUUCCAUGUAAGGUAGUGGUUUCAUGUAACCUUAAAUUGUGGUGUUAAUAAUUAUAAAAGUAUACUGGAAUACGUAUUUGUGUAGCCAUGUAUGUAUGUAUAGAUAUAUAUCCCAACAAUUAUGUUAUUGAUUAUGACUUAUACGCAUUCGAUUGAGAUUACUCUCAAGUUUAUUCUGUAAUCUCAUGGGUUAUUUUUGGGAUUAAAAUGGUGAGAUCGGAUAUAAAUCAAAGUCCAUUAUCAAGAGUAGGUGAUCUGUUUUAUCAUAUGACACAUACACUAAAUAUAAACUAGCUUUUCUAGCUGUACAGGUAAUAUUUCAAAACUACGCAUGACAUCAUUUAAGUGUGAUGCUAUAUAUAACUGAUAUAGUGUGAGAUCACACCUUGGACGUCAUACUUACUGUAGCAUUGUCUAAAGAAUAACUCCUGUAUCUAUGAAACCGCUAUAGUGUGAGAUCACACCUGGGACGUAAUACUUACUGUAGCAUUGUCUAAAGAAUAACUCCAGUAUCUAUGAAAACGCUAUAGGGUGAGAUCACACCUGGGACGUCAUACUUACUGUAUCAUUGUCUAAAGAAUAACUCCAGUAUCUAUGAAACCGCUAUAGUGUGAGAUCACAUCUGGGACGUCAUACUUACUGUAGCAUUGUGUAAAGAAUAACUCCUGUAUCUAUGAAACCGCUAUAGUGUGAGAUCACACCUGGGACGUAAUACUUACUGUAGAAUUGUCUAAAGAAUAACUCCAGUAUCUAUGAAAACGCUAUAGUGUGAGAUCACACCUGGGACGUCAUACUUACUGUAGCAUUGUCUAAAGAAUAACUCCAGUAUCUAUGAAACCUCUAUAGUGUGAGAUCACACCUGGGACGUCAUACUUACUGUAGCAUUGUCUAAAAAAUAAAAUCCUGUAUCCAUGAAACCAAAAGGAGCUGAAGGAUAAAACAGUAUUAUGUUACUUUUACAAUAAGAGUAGAUAUAAAGGGGAUCAAUCACAUAUCUGUCCAUACACAUUUUAUUUGCUCACUUUAAGUUUGAUUGUGUGCUGGUUUAUCAGGUCCAUUUCCUCUUUUAUAUAAGUCAAAACUCCUUUGCGUACACGUACACGUACAUGUACCUGGAAGUUCCAUGCGCUAUAUUUGAGAUCCAGUAAGAAUUUUGAAAGCUAUUUAACAGUUGAUAGGUGGAUAAAUAUCCAGAAAGGUAAUCAACACACCUGCGUAAAACAAUAUACAUAUUUUGGUUAAUUGAUUGAAAAAUAUUUAAAAUGGUCUCAAGAUUUGAAGAUUUACAAAAAUAAGUAUAGUUAUUAGUUUAUACAAUGAUAAAUGUUCAUCUAUGUGACUGCGAUGUAGUUUUGAAUUUGGUACAUACAGAUUUCACCUGAGAUUUUACAGAAAUCAUAAUUUAGCUAGCAAGUGCAUGGUAAUCGUUUUGAAAUGUGACUAUUUCAGAUUAUUAAAACUUCCUUCCAGUGUAUAGCUGAUUCGUGUUUGAUUGAUCUUUUGUAAACAAUUAAUGUUUAGAUAUAUUUAGCAUGUCAACUUUAGAGCUAUUUUUAUUUAUUUUUUUAUUUUACGAGGACAGUCACUUGAACAAUACAAAAACUGUUUAUCUGAUACUGAUUUAUUUAUGGUUUUCAAGUUGUCAAAUAAAGAAGUUCACAAAA
Mizuhopecten yessoensis (Yesso scallop) is the source of this 6979-nucleotide messenger RNA. Its product is annotated as tumor protein p63-regulated gene 1-like protein. The transcript is spliced from 5 exons. The record is from RefSeq and is a predicted model, not a curated record. Gene Ontology annotation, cellular component: cytoplasm. Lineage: Eukaryota; Metazoa; Mollusca; Bivalvia; Pectinida; Pectinidae. Bases 44 to 988 code for a protein of 314 amino acids.